Haliotis rubra (blacklip abalone) is the source of this 660-nucleotide messenger RNA. Its product is annotated as piggyBac transposable element-derived protein 5-like. Bases 1 to 456 code for a protein of 151 amino acids. NCBI's taxonomy places the organism in Eukaryota, Metazoa, Mollusca, Gastropoda, Lepetellida, Haliotidae. The record is from RefSeq and is a predicted model, not a curated record. The transcript has a single exon.
AUGAACUCUUGUCAAGCCCCCUGUCCUACAGACGUGAAACAAUACAACGACCACACGAACGGUGUCGACCGAGCAGACCAGAUCAGGAGAGAGCUUAUCACCUACCGUACCAGCAAGAAGUGGUGGCACUAUCUCUUCUGGUUUACCUUUGACGUCGCCGUCGCCAACGCCUUCGUCCUCAUGAGAGACUCGCAAUCCCACCGACAGAUGACAAAGUCACACAGAACCAAGCCCAGAACCAUGCUACAGUUUCGUAUCGCCCUAUCCAAACAACUGAUCGGCCAGUUCCAGGGCAUGAGAAAGAGGAAGAGAAUAUCUAACAAGGAUGGAGCAGGGACGUCCCACUGGCCCUCAAUGUCUGAGAAGAGGGGACGAUGCCGUCAGUGCUCCAAGGCUGGCAAACGACGAGAGGUCAAAUGCAGACGUUCAAGCUGUGAAGUGUUUUUUGUGUGUUGACUGUUUUGAGGCUUACCAUAAGGACUUGUUUCAAGGACGAUAAUAGUUUAUGCUCUAGUUCUGUACGCAAAGUAUAAAUGAUACUGAAUAAUAUUUCUAUUCAGUUGCAUUUCGAUCGUUAUUGUUUUACUUAUCUAAAUACUAAGAAAUGCAUGUUCAAUAUCUGAGAACAAAUAUACUCGCCAAAGAGUCAAUCCACUCCCA